GAGUAUGUGCCGGCGAUUUAUGUUUCAUAUGAAAAUCGGUGGCACAUUUAGUCGCGUUAACAUUCUAACAUUAAGCUGAAUACCACACGCUUAUACCACAGGUGUCAAGCUAGUCUCAGGCGGAGUGAAAAUGUCGAUCCUGCUCCAAAUUGAACAGUUGAAUUUCUUCAAGCUUUCAACAGCAGUGUUAGAUUAUGUUAACGAGGCCUUGCGUUUUUUCUUUGUGGAAGAAUGGAACUCCCUCUACGCGGCGGGCGGCUAUCCCUGGGGAAACAACGUGGCCAGCGGGCAGUACUUACUGGCAGAGGAGUUCAGGCUUUACCCCACUGCCAGGCUCUUUGACAGGGACAUGGCUCAUGUCAGAGCUCUGAUAGGAACUGGAAUUGUUGAAGAUUGGGAUGCCACCGCCCUCUUUGCUGCUAUACUAUACUCUAAGGUAUUAGACCUUCGAAGAAGCAGGGGGUACAGAUCUAAGUUGAGACGGGUAACCCCCUUCAGUGAAGCCGAGCAUGUUGAUGAACUGAGACUUGUGAGGAAUUUCGCCAUUGCCCAUGCCAACACUGCCAGUGUUACUGAUGUAACGUACCAGGCCCACAUGCAAACCGUGCUCGACGCAUUGUCUGCGCUUUUGCCUCCCACCCACCCCGUGCUUCAGAAUAUGCUGGUUCUGAUGAGUUCCAAGACAUUCAACACAUCUGAGCUGGAAUUUCUGCAAGAGGAGCUAGCCAACGAAAAAGAGAUCACAGAGAAGAUUGAAAAACAGCACAAGAGGAUAUUGGAAAAUGCCAACGAAAUCAAAAGCAUGCACGCUCGUAUACAACAACUGGAGAUGUACAUCUCGCGCGAUAAAUCCAAACCUGCAGAGGCCAUCUACACCAUGUUCCAAAGUGAGCCUGACUUUAAAGGUGACACUUAUUAUAAUGAUAUGAUCAACACAACCAACAAGCUGACCUAUGGCUUCGAUUUUAAGAAAUUUCGCAAGUAUGUCACUGACCAGUUAAACCUCGUUAAGGACACAGACAUGAAGUUGCUGAUUCGGAUACAGCUGUGUAAGGGGCUGAAUCACCAGGGUCAGAAGGACGAGGCACUGGGAAUUCUGGACAAAAUGACUGUUGAGGCUUUGUCUGCUAAAAACAGUGCAGUGAUCCAAGCCCGUGUAUUCUGGAGAAAGGCCUACAUCUACAAUGACCGAGGCUACAAAGAGGGCGCCAUCGCUCUGCUGGAACAAGCAGAAUGCCUGCUCACCACAACCCAGUCCUACGAGGACAUUGCCGAGAUUAACUAUGCUAAAGCCAACAUUCGCCUUUCACAGAAACACGACAAUAAUGAUGUGUCCCUGAAGAGCAGCGUUUUACGCCAUCUUGGAAAAACUCUGGAGGCCUGCAAGCAGUGCCCAGGGAUUGACUUAAGUACGCUGGAGAGUCAAGUGGCCCUUAGAAAGGCGCUAACCCAUCUCGGCUUCUCGCAACAAGGCAUCGACCAGCACUCCUCCGAGGAGGAUCUCCACGCAGCCGAGGGUAUCGUAAAUGAGCUCCUCAAAAACAAGGAUAAGCUAAGCCCACGAAAUAACCUCUACCUGUAUUUUGCACGUUCCCUGCUGGCAUAUCGUCGUGGUAAAGUUAUGGAGGCCAGACGUAUUGAAUUAGAGGGUCGCCAUUUUGCAGCCACCAACCAUCUUCCUCAUGAGGUCCAGCAGUUGGAGAUGAUUAAGGACUUCAUACUGAAAAAUGAGAGAUGGCGGAUUUUUCACAAGUUGAUAAUUGUGGUAAUUUUGCUGAUUUGUGUCGCAGCUUGCAUCAUGUGUUAUUGUCAUUAUGUGAAGUUUGAAGGUGAGAAAGUUUCAGGUAAAGUUCUAUGUCAAAGGGGCAGCCACGGUUUACUUGGCAAACCAAAGGAUGGCAGAUUUUACUGUUAUGUUUAAGACCCCAUUCCCACAGAUUUAAGAUCGAUUUAUUCCCUUAGG
Messenger RNA from Lingula anatina, 1963 nucleotides. RefSeq lists its product as uncharacterized. The record is from RefSeq and is a predicted model, not a curated record. NCBI's taxonomy places the organism in Eukaryota, Metazoa, Brachiopoda, Lingulata, Lingulida, Lingulidae.